CUCAGUCGUCAGUCGCCCUCCAGAAACAAUUAACUGCAAACCGCGAGAAGGUUUUCUCUUUCAGUGUUAAGCAAAGUCAAAGACGCCAAGUACGACAAUCAAACACUCAUUAUUUCAUCUAAUUAACUUUUAAUUUAAACUAAUCAAACCCCACUGAAAGCUUCCAUCUUUCUCUCUGUUCAUCCAACUCCUGUACAACUCCGAUCCGUAACCAAAAACCCAGUGCCUAAAAGGUUUCUGCGACUUGUUUUUUUCGAUUUCGGAUCGACCCAGAUGGGAUUUCGAAUCGGGUUAGGGUUCCUGGUGCUGGUUUCCCUCUGUUGCACGGUGAAACCCCAGUGCAGCAAGAGCUGCGAUGCUCUAGCUUCUUACUACGUAUGGCAGGGCACUAAUCUCAGUUUCAUUGGCGAUAUCAUGAAUACGACCGACGCCACCAUCGUCACCUACAACAAGGACUCGGUUCCCAACAUAUACAGCGUCCGGUUCGGCAUCAGGGUCAAUGUUCCAUUCACCUGUGGUUGCAUCAAUAGCGACUUCCACGGCCAAAUGUUCGAGUGGGAUGUCCGUACCGGCGACACGUACGACCAGAUUGCGAAGAUUUUCUAUUCGAAUUUGACGACGGUGGAGGACUUGGAGUGGUUCAACAGCUAUGAUCCUAAUAAUAUACUCAAUAAUACUAAAGUGAAUGUGACUGUGAAUUGUACGUGUGGGAAUAGCACGGUUUCGGAGGAUUAUGGGCUGUUUAUUACUUAUCCUCUGCGGCCGGAGGACAGUUUGGAUUCUAUUGCGGAGACGGAGCAGUUGGAUCAGGCUUUGCUGCAGAGAUAUAAUCCUGGUGGUGUGAAUUUUAGUCAAGGGAGCGGUUUCGUGUAUAUUCCGGGCAAAGAUCAAAAUGGAACCUAUUUGCCUUUGAAGUCGAGCUCAGGGCUAGGAGGUGGAGCCAUUGGUGGCAUAUCUGUGGGAGUAAUUGCUGGAGUGCUGCUAUUGGCUGGUGGUGGUAUAUAUUUUGGAAUUUUCCGAAAGAACAAGGUGGAUACAAAAUUUCUCUUAGCAACAUCUGAAGAUCAAUCUUCUCCAAAUGGGCGUUCCCUUGUGAUUACCCCCGAUAAACCUGGAGAGUCAAAUGCUGCUGGUCGAGGCCGAACAGGCAUUUCUGUGGACAAAUCAGUGGAGUUCUCAUACGAAGAACUUGCGAGGGCUACUGAUAACUUCAGCCUAGCUAAUAAAAUUGGACAAGGAGGUUUCGGGGCUGUUUACUAUGCAGAGUUGAGAGGCGAGAAAGCUGCAAUCAAGAAGAUGGAUAUGCAAGCAUCAAAAGAAUUUCUGGCCGAGUUAAAUGUUUUGACACGUGUACAUCACUUGAACCUGGUGCGCUUGAUUGGUUAUUGUGUUGAGGGCUCUCUUUUCCUAGUCUAUGAAUAUAUUGAGAAUGGCAACUUAAGCCAACAUCUGCGCGGUUCAGGGAGAGGGAGGGACCCGCUACCGUGGUCUAUCAGAGUGCAGAUUGCCCUAGAUUCGGCAAGAGGUCUCGAAUACAUUCAUGAGCAUACUGUUCCUGUUUAUAUCCACCACGAUAUCAAAUCAGCCAAUAUAUUGAUAGACAAGAAUUUCCAUGCCAAGGUUGCAGAUUUUGGGUUAACUAAACUGACAGAAGUUGGAAGUACAUCACUCCCCACACGUCUUGUGGGAACAUUUGGAUAUAUGCCGCCGGAAUAUGCUCAAUAUGGCGAAGUUUCUCCUAAAAUAGAUGUUUUUGCGUUCGGAGUUGUCAUUUUUGAGUUGAUAUCUGCCAAGGAAGCUGUUUUCAGGGAGGAUGGCUCUAGUUCGGAAUCAAAAGGCCUUGUUGGUUUGUUUGAGGAGGUCCUUAAUCAGCCCGAUCUGGAAGACCUCCGAAAAUUGGUCGACCCUAACCUUGGAGACAACUAUCCGCUUGAUUCACUGCACAAGAUGGCCCAACUCGGCAAAGCAUGCACGCACGAAAACAAAGAUCUGCGUCCAAGUAUGCGAUCAAUCGUGGUGGCGUUGAUGACACUCUCAUCCUCAACCGAGGAUUGGGAUGUCAGAUCCUUCUACGAAAAUCAAGCUCUUGUCAAUCUGAUGUCAGGAAGGUAGAAUCGGGUGAGUGCAGUGACGUUGCUUGUGUUUGGGAAGUUCCUUUUGAUGUGAUCAUACCGAAUAUAAAGACAUCAUAUGGACAUUGUACAUGUCAUAUAAUUGAGCAUUGUGGGAGUCUUGUGUAAAUUGUACAUAUCAAUUAGUGUACCAAAUGAAGAGAUAAACAGUUCCUUUCGAUCUUGUGGUAAGAUUGUCGAGAUUUCC
This is a messenger RNA of Malus domestica (apple), 2319 nucleotides long. Its product is annotated as lysM domain receptor-like kinase 3. Gene Ontology annotation, biological process: innate immune response; protein phosphorylation. Gene Ontology annotation, molecular function: ATP binding; transmembrane receptor protein kinase activity. NCBI's taxonomy places the organism in Eukaryota, Viridiplantae, Streptophyta, Magnoliopsida, Rosales, Rosaceae. The record is from RefSeq and is a predicted model, not a curated record.